This is a messenger RNA of Vitrella brassicaformis, 1171 nucleotides long. Lineage: Eukaryota; Vitrellaceae. The record is from the annotation of a GenBank genome assembly.
GCAACGGGGCCAAAGAGGGAGAUCUGUGGAAGAAGCAGCGCGCCAUGCCGAUCUCUACGAAUGCAGAGGCCUUCGACUCAUCGCCGCCGGCAUCAAGCAGCCGCUUCGAGAGGAACGUGGCUGUGUUCGGCAGCUCCUCCGCUGCUGCAGGAAGCGGAGAGUACGCUCUUGCUGAGGAGAUCGGGGCGCUGCUGGCUCGCCGAGGCUGUCGAGUCAUCAACGGGGGCUACGGGGGUGUUAUGGAAGCGACUGCCAAGGGCGCACGAGAAGCUGUGCCGGACGCGCAAGUGAGAGGUCAGAGAGAAUGAGGGAUAGUGACUGUUCGUUUGCAGUGGUGCAUGCCGUUGAUUCUCGCUGUCAGGCAUCAUCGUUCCGAGCAUCUUUCGCAGGCGACCGAAGCAUGGCAACGACUAUCUGUCGGAUGCCUUUGUGGCGCAGAGUUUGGUGGAGCGGCUCGACCACCUGACAAAUGACGCGCGCGUCUUCAUUGUCCUGCCAGGUCGGUCGCCCUGUCGGUCGCAGGGAGAGAGCCGAUGCACCAACCGGCUGGCUGGUGUGUGUGUGUGUGGUGGUCAUGCAGGCAAGAUCGGCACGCUCACGGAGCUGAUGCUGGUGUGGAAUCAAGCCGACCUCGCGCACCACAUCGACGCGUACGCCGACAAAUGAGGGAGUGAGGGAGUGAGGGAGUCUGUGUGGUUGGGAUGCCUGCUGCAUGUUGUGCUGUUUGCGGGCAGUGAGCCGCCAUUAGUGAUAGCAUUUCGUGAGCCCUUCGAGCCGAUCGUCAUGUGAGCGGGCCGCAAUACACGAGCAUGUUUGCCAGGUGCAUCAUCAUGUCUUCCUGAUGUGUCUGUCUGUGUUUGUGUGUUCCGUCGUGCAGUGUGUGCAUGGAGGCGCUCGAGAUGUCUGAACAGACAAGGGUAGGCAGCAGAGAGGAGGGAGGGAUGCGCUUCGCAUGUUGAGCACAGUCCCUGCCUGCCUGCCUGCAGAGCCUGGUUCGUCUUGUGGAUACGCCUGAGGAGGCUGUGACGCUCGCCGGCGAGUACCUGGAUGAGCGCGAAGAGAGAGCCAAAGCUGUUGAAGGAUCUUGAAAGGACUGCAUGCCUUGCAAUCAAAUCAAAUGGGGUCCAAUGGGACUGAACUGGGACUGGGACCGCAUGCAUCGCACCAAAAG